Molecule: messenger RNA, 2489 nt
Organism: Myxozyma melibiosi
Lineage: Eukaryota; Fungi; Ascomycota; Lipomycetes; Lipomycetales; Lipomycetaceae
Product: histone deacetylase domain-containing protein
Exons: 2
Coding region: 142-2325 (727 amino acids)
Cellular component (GO): nucleus
Molecular function (GO): histone deacetylase activity
Source: RefSeq, a predicted model, not a curated record
GUUUUCCUUUUUUCUUCUAGUUUGGAUCACAAAGGCUCACAACGCGCGACGUGUCGGCCGUAUUCGGAACGCGUAAACAAUCUGAUUUGCAGAUCAAGAUAAUUAUUCUUCGCUUUGCAAAGGCAACUACUUACUAUCACAAUGACCUCUGAUCCUCCUGCUCCGGAUCAGCACCCGCCCUUCCCCUCGUUCACGUUCACGGACUUGCUCAACGCAUCAGACGACGACGAAGAAGACGAUGCUUUCUACACCUACGCCGAAUCGACAAGCGAUUCCUACAGCGCAGGCGACUCGGCCUCGUACAAUACCGCGUCUGAAGGCGCGUCGAUAGGGGCCGCGGCCGAGGGCGGUGAUAACGCGUCGCAGGCAGAGCGCGAGUUUGUCGCGCAGACGUUGGCGGAUAUGGGGAGGGGGAGUGAGGCGAGUAAGUCUGGCGUUUGGGUUCCUGGGCUGCCUAUCCACCUCGGCGGAGCAGAGUCUCUACGGACGCCUGCGACGCCUGUUAAAAUGGAGGACGAGGGGGAGAAGAACGCGCCUGAGACACCUGCGCCGUCUACGCCUGGAACAAUAGAUCUUGCCGACGCGAUCUCCGGUCUACGAAUCGACGACAGCAGCAAGCGUGAGCCAGAGGAGCCGCCAAAGGAGGAAGAAGAUAGCUCGGGAAAGACGAUGCUGCUGUUGUCGCCCUUAUCUUACAAUCACGUUUUCUCGCGCAAAUGGGUUGCCAAGCGGUAUCUCUCAUCGAUCGUCGAGCGGCCGCAGCGGUUAAAUGCUACCGCGCUGGGAAUCGGGGCUGCGAUGACGCUAGUCGACGAUGAUGACAGCAAGGGCGGGUUCGUACUGGAAUCCUCCACCCGCAGCGUUGAUCUCAACACCGCGCUACAUGUGAAACGCGUGCACGGCCAGAAAUGGCCGCGCGUGCUGGCCGAGCUGUGCGCGCAGUCAGAAGGCAAGCUUGCAGAGGGCAAGAUCGAGGUUCCCGACGGCUGGAACUCGGGCGAUAUCUAUCUCGGCCCGGGGACGUUGCCGGCACUGGAGGGGGUCGUGGGCACGAUUGAGGCGGGGGUUGAUUGUGUUUUUGGAGGGGAUGCGAAGAAGGCUAGGCGGUGUUUUGUCUGCGUGCGUCCGCCGGGCCACCACUCGCAUCCCUGUGCGCCGUCAGGAUUCUGUCUAAUCAACAACGUGCACGUUGCGAUCCAGUACGCAGGCUUACAGCACGAUCUGACGCACGCCGUGAUUCUCGACUUUGACCUGCACCACGGCGACGGCAGCCAAGACAUUGUCUGGAAACGGUCUGGUUUGGAAGACGCCGACGAAGAAUUCGAAGCCACCGAAGAAAGCGCAGAGACAAAGUCGAAAGCCAGUCCGAAGAUUGGCUAUUUUUCGCUGCACGAUGUGAAUUCGUUCCCGACAGAGGUCGGAUAUGCGACUGCCGAGAACAUCAAGAACGCGUCGGUGUGCUUGAUGGCUCAUGAUUUAGCAGUAUGGAAUGUUCACCUGGAGCCGUAUUCUACGCCGGCGGAGUUUGACGCUCUGUACGAGACCAGGUACUCUGAGCUGUUCACCAAGGCGGCGAAAUUUCUUGCUGCUGCCGAGGAGCGUGCUCAGAAGGAUGCAGCCGAGAACGGGGGCGAGGUCAAGUUCAAGGCAGGCGUGUUUCUGUCGGCAGGAUUUGACGCCUCCGAGUUUGAAGAUAAAGGGAUGCAGCGGCACGGGGUUCAUGUGCCGACCUCGUUCUACGCGCGGUUCACGAGCGACAGCGUCGCGCUUGCGGAGCGGUAUUGUGGCGGGCGAGUGCUGUCGUUGCUGGAAGGAGGAUACUCUGACGGCGCGCUGUGCAGCGGGGUGAUGGCGCACUUGGUGGGACUGCAGAGCGGGCUGGCGGGGUGGAAGGACGAGUACGCGAGUGCGAACGUGGUGAAGCAGCUCGAGAAGGGGUGUAAGCCGCGAUGGCACGCGCCAAAGAGCGCGGCCGCGCGGGAGAAUUGGGUCGUACGGGCGAUCGAGGUCGGGCGUGGGUUGAGACCCGAUGGCGGGGUGGUGGGUGAGGAUAGUGGGUUCAGCACGCCUGUGGGAUCUGCUUUGAAUUCGCCGGUGAAGGGCACGCCUAUGACUGCCGGCGGACGCGUGCUGCGCGAACGGCGGAGUACGCCUGUGUAUGCGGCGGGGGGAAGUCGCGCGUCUCCUAGCAAGAGGGUGGAGACGCCCGCACCUAGCAGGAGGGUGGAUACGCCCGCGGUUGCGAAGCAUAAGAUCGUGCGGGAGGACGGUGCGUGGAGGUUGGUGGAUGGGUUUGAGAAGUUGAAUGUGCAGGAGCAGCAGUAGUAGCAGUAGUGCUGUUUGUGUUUUCUUAGUUUGGGUUGUAUAAUUAGGCGAUUGCUAUGGGUAGUUGCUGGCGUCAGGAUAUAUUGUUUGAGAUUUAGCCGUAACGUACAUGUAGACGUUUAUUUUUGUAUAAUUAAUGGAAUAUAUGAGUGAGAUGCACUUUU